UCUCUCUCCAUCUCCUUCCCUCCAUGUUCAGUGGUGUACGAGCAUCGCUCCAGGUUAGAGAAGUCUCUUCAGAAGGAGCGCUUGGAGCAUAAAAAGGCCAAAGAAGAUUAUCUGGGUUAUAAACUUGAUGCACAACAGUCACUGAACAAGGAGAAGCAAGACUCCGGCAACAGAUUCAGUUCUCUACAAGUGCAGCAUCAGAUGCUAAAGAACCAGCACGACGACCUGAAGAAGCAGUUCUAUGACCUGCAGGAGCAGCACCAGGUCCAAGGCGAGGACCACAACCGGCUGCUGGACGAACACAAAGAGCACUACGAGCAAGUGCAGCAGGUCAAAGAGUCCGAGAUCUCCCACCUCAAAGAUAAUGUCUACAACCUGAGAGAGGAAAAUAAGCAGCUGAGGAAAGCCCACCAUGACAUCCACACACAGCUACAGGAUGCACAGGUCCAGCAUCAGAACCUGAAGUCUUCCCACGACCACCUCGCACUGACACUGGAAGACCACAAGAGUGCACUGGCUGCAGCUCAGAUGCAGGUGGAUGAAUACAAGCAGGUGAGGGAGUCCCUGAACCGGGUGGCUAAUCUGAGACAGCCGGAACAAAACCCUGCCCCCCCCCAGCAGCCGCAAGCAGCCGCCAUUGCGCCCGAGUCCCAAAUUCAUGAAGCCCAGCAGGCCACAGUGCUGGAACAGCCACAGAAAGGGGAGCACGCCCACGAGGACGAUCACCAGGUUCACCCGAACACAGAGUCCAAGCUGGACCAUCAAGUGGAGGAGAUCAAGUCCCACCCCACCGUAUCCCAGCAGGAGGAUGGAGAGGGAGAGGCUGAGAGGAAGAGGGAGCUGGCGGAGGAAGAGAUGGCUCAAGCAGGACAACCUCAGAAGCUGGAGGAGGACCCGGACCAGCCACAGGACGAAGAGGAGGAGCCAGAACAGGAACAGCCGGACGAGAACGCCCUGGACCGACAGAGACGCCAGCCACAACCGGGCCUCCAUCCGGAGCAGCAGGAGGAGGCGCACGCCCAGGUGGAGCGCGUGAAGUCUGCCUACGAGCAGCAGCAGGAGCAGCAGCGUCUGGAGGCCCAGCGGGCCGAGGAGCGCAGGCAGGUCCAGACGAGGCAGGAUGCCCUGAAGGUCCAGAGAGACCAGGUGCUGAAGGAGAGGGAGCAGAGGCUGAAGCAGGAGCAGGAGAGAGAGAAGCAGCAGCACAAGGAGGCCGACAGGCGGGAGCAGCUGCUGAGAGAGGACCACCAGAGGAAAAGAACCAAUUAUGAGAAUAUGGGGAACGAUAUUGUUGAAGGAGAAGAGGACCGUCACACUGACGAUGAAGAAGACACUCACAUGAUACACGAGGAGGAGGAGGAGAAUCAAGAGGCGGAUCACAGAGUACCACCACAUAAGCAGGGUGGUGCAGGUGAUCUGGACCCCGAGGACGACCCCAACAACCAGGGAGAGGACGAGUUUGAGGAGGCUGAGGACGACCGGCCGGAGCACAGGGUUGUACGAGAGGAGGAUGAGGAGGAGGACGGGGUGGUGGAGGAGGAAGAGGAGCCGGCAGCAGCAGCAGCAGCAGCGGCAGCCAAGCACAAAGACACGCGCUCAGGCCCCAAACAACCUGCCCUGGAGGAGGAACUGGUGCUGGCUGGAAACCCGGAUCAACAGGAAGACGCGCUGGACGACCAGUACCAGGAGGGAGUAGAGGACGAUGUCCAGGAGGACAUAGCUGGUGGACAGAGGAGAGAGGAGGAGGUGGAGGAGGAAGGAGAGAAUCCAUAUAACGAGGAGAACAUGGACCAGGAUGACGUAAAAACCAAUGAGGGACCAAGACACGAGGGGGGAAAGGACGGGGAUUACAGAAAAGAGGGCGAGAAUAACGAGGAAGAGCAUUACGAAGAGGAAGAUGAGGACGUGGAGGUGGACACGGCUGGUCUAGAUAAGGGAACCAAUCGGAGGGCAGAGAUGUAAGACGGAAGCAGACGAGUCGCAGUGCCUUUUCGGCUGCCCUUAGAGCCUGUCGGGUCUUUCUUUCCCUUGUUUCCCCAAAGGAAUAAAACCAGCUAUCCGUUCACAAUCCCAAUUAGGAAAAUUGGGAUAUUAUGCCUGGAAGAUAAGAUGCCAUUGCGAACUCUGUGGGGAUGGAACUGAGCGUCUCUCACUGUGGAAAUGGACAGAAUAUGUCGGGACGGAAAGCGGAUGCGUACUGUAUAUUUUCUUUUUAUUCAAUUGCUUUUCUGUCUGCCUGAUUGCCUGCUUCUGUUUUUCAGAGCAGACAGGCAGAGAAUGUAUUUCUACCAUGUGCUGUCUUUGAGUAUGUGUAAAGAAAGCAAAGAUAAAUGACGUUAUUCAUGUUCAGGCCUUUAUAUGUAUGUGUUAUGCAAACGGCUGUAUACUUUAUAGAGCUCAAAUUUUAAUCUUGCAUUCCAAUCGAUCGAGUCGUUUUCUGUUAUUUAUUGUUGAUUGUAACAAUUCUGACAAUCGUAAAAAAAAAAAAAAAAAAAGAUGCAACGUUUUUUAUAUUUUUUUUUAUUUCCCCCGCCUGAACUAGUUUGUCAUAAUAGCUUUUACCAACUAUCUGAAGCCAUGGAGUAUUUUCACUGGAUGUUGCCAGUCCAAAAGACAUUGUGUGCUGAAAGUGUCACACUGACAUGUGCCUUCCAUUAUUGGAAACCCACUCUAGGUCUUGGUCAUUUCACAUUUGAAAAAACGACACCAUUUUAAUAGGACAGGAGAGAUAAGGGUGUAUAAGUUAGUGCUGAGCCUUAAACGGGGCUUUUUCAUGUCGACUGCUGUCGUGAAUUCAAUUCACAAACCUAAUGCGAUUUCCUCAAGUCUUUAUUCUACUGUACCAUGUAUAGUAAAACAAAUGUUGACAGUUUGUACUAUUUCCCCGCCAGAUAUAUUUGAUACAAAAAGUGGGACUUUGAUUGCAUUGAACCAUGUGUGGA
Messenger RNA from Anarrhichthys ocellatus (wolf-eel), 2942 nucleotides. RefSeq names its product golgi integral membrane protein 4a (gene golim4a). Gene Ontology annotation, cellular component: Golgi membrane; Golgi apparatus. Lineage: Eukaryota; Metazoa; Chordata; Actinopteri; Perciformes; Anarhichadidae. The transcript has 15 exons. The annotation marks the transcript as partial. The record is from RefSeq and is a predicted model, not a curated record.